This is a messenger RNA of Rhagoletis zephyria (snowberry fruit fly), 781 nucleotides long. RefSeq lists its product as uncharacterized. The record is from RefSeq and is a predicted model, not a curated record. NCBI's taxonomy places the organism in Eukaryota, Metazoa, Arthropoda, Insecta, Diptera, Tephritidae.
UAGCGCCGAGCAGAACCCACAGCACAGGAUGAAAUUAGAAAUACCAAACGAGCCACCACAAUAUCUCAAUGAGCAAUUUUUCAAGGCAGCCUUAGAGGAUGGGCUGCGUGACAUGCGUAUCGAUAUAAAGAAAAUCAUAUUCGCCGAAUCGAAUGGCGGUGGCGGUGAGAACUAUUGCAGUAAAAUAUAUCGUGCCAGGGCUUUGUACAGGAGUAGCAAACGUCAGUUGGAUGAAGAGUUAGCGUUGAUCGUGAAAAGUAUAGCCAUAACACCGGCUACACAGUUCCUGGAAGAAUUGGCUGUUUAUUUACGAGAGAAGAUUUUCUAUUUCGAUGUACUUGGACGGCUGGAAGUGCUGAUAGGCGAUGGGUCUAAAUUCGGACCUAAAUGCUUCUACACAACACGGGAACCCAUACAGACCAUUGUUUUCGAUGACCUCACCCAAUAUGGAUAUAAAUUGGCCAGUCGGCAAAAUGGUCUUGACGAGGUGCACUGUAUAGUUAUAUUAAAAAAGUUGGGCAAAUUUCAUGCGACCUCCAUGGUGUUGGUGGAAAAGGAUCCCUCGGUUCGCGAACACUUCACCACAGGCAUGCUGGAUGAGCAUUAUAUACGCACCAACCAGCGUUUCAUUGAUUUCAUGACCCUACAACUACGCACACUCGCCGAUGUAGUGGCUAAGUGGCCAGGAUAUGAGUCUAUUGCUGUUAAAUUGCAUCGCCACUGCGAUGAUAUCAAAGAAAACCUCGUGGCGACAGGACAACGGAAUCCUGGCGAGCUGACU